Messenger RNA from Ceratina calcarata, 4802 nucleotides. RefSeq names its product lethal (3) malignant brain tumor (gene l(3)mbt). Gene Ontology annotation, molecular function: sequence-specific DNA binding; histone binding; chromatin binding. The record is from RefSeq and is a predicted model, not a curated record. NCBI's taxonomy places the organism in Eukaryota, Metazoa, Arthropoda, Insecta, Hymenoptera, Apidae. Gene Ontology annotation, cellular component: nucleus. Gene Ontology annotation, biological process: negative regulation of DNA-templated transcription. The transcript has 16 exons. Bases 662 to 4396 code for a protein of 1244 amino acids.
CGCCGUCGCCACUACAGUUGGAGCCUAUGAGGACGUAUCUGUAGCGUACAGAGACUGAAGGCUCGAACGCUUAAAAGAUACGUGAAAUUAAUUGUUUGAAAUCGUUUGGAAUACUGGUUCGGUUCGUUUGCUGUUUACGGUGCAUCAAUAGUUUCCGUCAAACCGAAAAUCGGAGUGCGAACGAUUCAUUUUUCAUAGUUUAAACCAUCUUCUCGUUCCAGUGAAAAGUGUGCGUGCGCGUUGUGUUCGUCCGAAUGGUUCAUGAUGCGCGACGGACGAUUUGUAAAAGUGUUCCAAGGAAUGUAUUCGUGCCGUAACUAUUGAAACGCUCGUAUCCCGGAGAUAUUUCGCGUUUCGCAGAAUGCGUCGACCAAAUUAUUGUACGAUCGAUUCGUUCGAGGGCGUAGAAAAUUAAUAACGUAACUCUACUUAGCAAUAUUAAUUCGGCGCGUCUUUCAAAUCGCGUUUAGCAGUCCUCUUAACGCCCAGUUAUGGCUAUCUACUAUACUACAGCUUCGGAUCCAAUUCGUCUACUAUUGGUUUAAUAUUCAAUUUUCGUGAUCUGUUCGUCACGGUGUGUAUGAAAACGUCGUAAUUAUUAGCAAAUUAUGUAACUAGCGACAGUUCUACUGAGUGAUAAGGGCUAUUACACAUUGUUAGAAUGGAAGAAGAAAUAGUGGUAGAUGAUCUUGAUGAAAAUAGUAGCAUGGAGACUCCGCAAUCAGAUGAUCAGACAGCACCUGUUAUGCCUUUAUUAUACAUCCAACAAAGUAAAUUACGUUCUGCACCACCAACAACCACCAAUCAGGCUUUGGUUUCAUCCAAUGCCACACAACUUGCUGCUAUUAUCAAUCCAGUCAACAGUCAGAUUGUUGCUGGACAGAACAAAGUAUUUAUACAAGGACCAAGUCAGGUUACUACUUCUCAGAGUAAACAGCAUAUUGUAAUUCAUCGGCCAAUUAAUACAGUCAGUACCACAGCAACCACUCAAGGCCAGAAACAUAUAUUGCUUAGAAAAUCUAACACUUCUACUGCUCAGAUCUUACCUUUAAGUCCUUCUCAGGGAAAUCAAACGAAUGCACAAGCAGGCAAGCAUACGUUCGCAUACCUUGGGACUCUCAUUAAACCGAAUAAAUCACGCGAGUCUGUUGUGUUUCCGGCAGGGGCUUUAACAACGACACAGAUAACUAAACCAAAAUUAGUGAUAGCACCAGUUAUAUCACAACUGGCGCAAACAUCUACUAGUACUACCACAGGAUCUCAGAGUCAGGCUCCGAAACACAUGGCGAAUUUAUUACUACCAGUCAGUAUUCCUCAACAGAGUGUACCUACUAAAUCCAGUAUGUUCAAUUUAAAAAUCAACAAUGGUCAGAUUAAUACAGAAAACAAAGGCACUAUUACAGUGUUACGAGAAUCGAAAACUACUAAUUCGGCUACCCAUCCACCACCGUUACAUCCGAUUGCAAAAAGUCUAUUAAACGCGAACAAAGGAAACAAUAAUUCUACGGACAGUAUAAAAAUUACGGAGAAUCCAGACUCCGCGGUUAUUACCCCGAUUCCUAAGAAGGAGGACAUGGGUGUUCCUGAGAAGCGGAAAAAGACGAUAAGUAAUAUAUUGAGAGGAUCGAGCGAGAAACGAAUGAAGAAACAAAAUUUGACAAAGCCGCAUCAAGAUACUGUGGUUAAUGUAAGCUACGCGCUGAGCAGUCCAGAAUCUGAGCAAGAUAAGGAUAAGAAAGUGCAAAACGACGAUGACAUUACUUUGAUUAAAGUGGUUCCUAGCGAAGACAAAACCGUCAAGCUUGCUAACGCCAAUAUGGAUGACGAUAUAAAGAUCGAGAUCAUUAAAACACGCACAAGCUGUGGUGCCGAAUCAAUAACCGACAAUAAAGCUGAUACCAAGAUUGAUAUAAGUAAUCACGAGGACUCGAAAGAUAAUUUGAACACAUUGCAUCAGAAUGAUUCGAAUUUCGAUGCGGCGAAAGUUUUAGACUGGAAGGACGGCGUCGGCACUUUGCCUGGUAGCACGUUGAAGUUUUGCAUGAACGAGUUUGGUAUUAUGGAAGUAGUAGACGAGGAUGAAAACAACAAGCAAAGUAAGGACAGUAUUGGUGACAAAGAAAACGUGUGUUCAACCCAGAAUUCUUCUAAAUCCAGUCCCAUGACCGACAAUAAUGCCAACACCGAAAAGAAAUCCGAUGAUAGGAAACCGAGAACCACGCCAGCAGAUACGAUGUAUCAUUGCCAAGGUUGUGGAUGUUAUGGAUUAGCUGCAGAAUUUGAAAGUCCGAUAUCGUGCGGCCCAUCGUGUACAGAAAUAAUUCAAGCCAAAAGACAGCCUGCGAUGCGGAAAGACAAAGACUUAAAAGAUUUACGCGCGAAACGGAAACGUAAGAGAUUACUUCAGGAACAGCAACAGCCACAGCCGAAGGAACUGGAAGACAUGCCUGAAGAAAAACCACAACCGGAGAAGGUGAAGUCCGAAACAGACGAGGACACAAAGGAAUCUAUAACAACAAUGGACGAAGAGAGUCAAGAUAAAGAUGCUACUGAAUCAAAGUAUCCUUGGCAGACAGGAAAACUGGGCUUCUCAUGGUCUAAAUAUCUCGAACAUUGUAAAGCGAAGGCAGCGCCCGUUAAAUUAUUCAAAGACCCUUUCCCGUAUGCUAAGAAUCACUUCAGAGUUGGAAUGAAAUUGGAAGGAAUAGACCCCGAGCAUCCUUCUCGAUAUUGUGUUCUUACAGUCGUCGAAGUAGUAGGAUAUCGAUUACGUUUGCAUUUCGAUGGAUAUCCAGAGAAUUACGAUUUCUGGGUAAAUGCAGAUAGCAUGGAUAUCUUCCCUGUUGGAUGGUCAGAGAAGAACGGGCAUCGGCUGGAUCCGCCCAAGGGUUACGUUCCUACCAAUUUCAAUUGGAACGCGUUUCUAAAAAUUUGCAAAGCUACUGCAGCACCGAAAAAUAUUUUUGCAAACAAAAGUCAAUCGGUCUGUCCAACUGGUUUCCGCGUAGGAAUGAAAUUGGAAGCUGUAGAUAGGAAGCACUCAUCUCUAGUUUGUGUAGCAAGUAUAGCAGGCCUAAUGGAUUCCCGUAUAUUGGUUCAUUUCGAUUCUUGGGACGAAGUGUACGAUUAUUGGGCAGAUGCAAGUUCACCCUACAUUCAUCCAGUAGGCUGGUGUCAUCACAAUGGUCAUAGUCUUACGCCACCGAACAAUUACAAAGACCCUAAGUCUUUUACGUGGGACGCGUACCUUAGAGAAACCCGUUCUAUGGUUGCGCCAGCGAGAGCUUUUAAACAACGACCUCCGUGCGGAUUUAAACGUGGAAUGAAAUUAGAAGCGGUUGAUAAACGGGUGCCUCAACUGAUAAGGGUGGCGACGGUCGAAGAUGUGAAAGAUCAUAUGCUAAAAAUUCGAUUCGACGGAUGGCCAGAGAAUCAUGGGUAUUGGGUCGAUGACGAUUCUCCGGAUAUACAUCCUAUGGGUUGGUGUAUGAAAACGGGUCAUCCCUUGGAACCACCAUUAACACCAGACAAUUUAAACGACAGACCAGAAUGUGGAACUUACGGUUGUAAGGGAAUAGGACAUGUAAAAGGGCCUAAAUAUGCAACGCACAAUUCUGCAUCAGGUUGCCCGUAUUCUCCUCAGAAUCUUCAUAAAGUUAGACAACUGACUGACAGGCUCAAUCUAAAGCAUGAGAUUUGCGAAUUCGACGAUGACUUACAAGAUAGACCGAAAUUAGAAAAGACUGACAGAAUAAAAAUGGAAAAGACCGAUAAGCUGGAUAAACCAUUGCUUUUAGAGGAACGGUUAUUGAAGACUGAGAAAGAGAUAAAACAGGAAGAUGGAGAGUUCUCCGAUAAGAAUGAAAAGUCUGAGAACUCAGAAAAGUCUAGUAAGUCGAAACAUCAUCAAAGCGAUGGACAAACGGAUGACGAUGAAGUUCUGAGAAAAAGAAAGAAGAGGCGUCAGAUCUCCGAGGAUCCUAUAUACUCUCUCUCAAAUUCCUUUGGCGAUACGUCGCUGACUGCUAUAACUUACGCUGCGAACAUGCCAGACAAGCAAUUGCGUACGGAAUUGUAUCAGUCCGUAUACAAUCCGGGAUACAAUCCAUUGCCAGAUGCGCCGCAUAUAUGGGCUAAACACAGUAAUGCUUUGAAUAGGGUAGUAGCGAAGCAAAACACGAAUCCUCGUCGGUGGUCGAACGAGGAAGUGAUCAAGUUUAUACAGAGCGUUCCAAAUUGUAAAGAGAUUGGAAAUGUUUUCAGGCAACACAAUAUCGAUGGUGAGGCGUUUUUAAUGUUAACGCAAGAAGAUUUGAUAUCAUUGUUGGGAUUGCGACUCGGACCGGCGAUCAAAUUAUAUAAUAGUAUAGUUCUUUUGCGUCGAAGAGCGACGUGAACGACGUGCGAUGAACGCACAUACAAUUGGGUCUUGAAAAGUGCAAAGUGGCAGCUACCUUAACGAUCAGGCUGAAGAUAUUUAUUAAUGAAGAAUAAAACAAUCGUACGAGGUAGAAGCAUAUUUUUUAUCGCGAUCAGUGAUGUAGUUUUUACAAAUCAGUUGGAGCUUAUACAAAUUCUAAUUCAAAUAUGUAAAAAAAGACGAUCAUGUAAAAUCAAAUAUGUGUUUUAAGUUACGUUUUCUAUCGAUCUCGUGGUCUACGAAACGUAAGUAUAACUUGGAUGUACGUGUAUGAUAAAAGUACUUACGAAUUGUCCAUUGUUUUCCUAUACAGUGAAGUGCAUUCAAUCAUGUACAAAUGUAAAUAUUAAUCUUAAUAAUUAAAUAUUGUAAUACAAACAAA